AUGCUCCAGAACCUGUUCGAACAGUACCGUCUCGGCUUCUUGACACCGGGACAAUUCACCGCUCGCAACGCAAUAUCCCAGUUUGAAACACUGGUAGAGAACCACCAAGUGAUCAAGUACCGUCCCACAGCAACCCAUGCCCACGUAAGACCCACAAUCACAUCCCUGGAUGUAGACUCUCACUCGGGGGGCAGACACUUGCUCAGUGGUGGUGACGACGGCGGCGUCUCACUGUGGGGGGUUGAUGAGUCCUCGACCAGUGGCGGGACUCUCCGAUGCAAGAGGUUGCGUGUGUCCAGGAGGGAUACGAGACACAACGCGGUGGUGCCACGGGGGGCGCGGACCACUGAUGAUACGAGACUCGUACACAGUUUCGAGACUAGUGCAAACAAGUUCAGAAUGUACAGGGGGAGCCGGCCAGCGGCGGUGCCGCCAGGGGAGGCGGAUGCGCAAAGUGCACACCAGUUCCGCGUCACGUCGGUGAAAUGGUACGGUAGUGACAACGGGAUGUUCUUCUCCGGUGGGAACGACAGGACAGUGAAGAUCUGGGACACGAACACGUUUGAGUGCGUGCAGGAUUUGGCGCUAGGGUACGUCGUGAACCAACUCGACUGCACGAACAACUCACUCAAUAGCGUCCUUGUCGCAUCGGAUGAUUACUACCCGAGGAUGAUCGACUUGAGGAACAUGAACAUGGGGGUCACUAUAUUCGGUAAGGGCUCACAGCGGGGGGUACCCAUGAAACACGAGAUACUCACUUGUAAGAUGGACCCGGCGAGGGAGUACAUCGUCGCCUCGGGGGAUUCCAGCGGGAGUGUUAAAGUUUGGGAUCUUAGACAGACCAAUAACCUCUUGGUGCAGCUUUCGAGGGGUGGUGACUCGGCGCAUAGGGCCAGCUGUGUUGACAUAUGUUGGAACCACGAGGGCACGAAACUCGCCUCGGUCUCGCUGGAUGGGACCAUCGUCUUGUGGGAUCCCUUCGACAACAACAGGUACGUGAACAACUUCUCAGAUAGAGAGAACAUGAACCCGUUUGCUGAAUCGGAACACCCACAUUUCAAACAGCUUGGUGAAACGGAUAGGACCCGCGUGCGGCACGCGAGAAGAACGUCGCAGCGGCUCCAGUGGGUCGCUGGGAAGUACCUCGCUGUCAACACGGACUUGGGAGAAUUGCAAGUCUACGAUACGGUUCAAGGGAAAUACUGGAACAAAAUCGAGUUCCCACACGACGAGGGGGCCACAGUGGGGCGUGCGGGCCAAUUCACAGGGUUGGCCAUCACUGAAGACAUGACCAACGGCAUUGGAUUGCGGUUGUUUGCUGGAGCUACGCAACGCGCGAGAGACCCUCAGGGUAUUGCUCCCGCAGCUUCGUACCUGGUAGAGAUCCGCCCAUAG
This is a messenger RNA of Huiozyma naganishii CBS 8797, 1395 nucleotides long. RefSeq names its product Rad28p (gene RAD28). The transcript has a single exon. Gene Ontology annotation, biological process: proteasome-mediated ubiquitin-dependent protein catabolic process; protein polyubiquitination; transcription-coupled nucleotide-excision repair. Lineage: Eukaryota; Fungi; Ascomycota; Saccharomycetes; Saccharomycetales; Saccharomycetaceae. Gene Ontology annotation, molecular function: protein binding. The record is from RefSeq and is a predicted model, not a curated record. Gene Ontology annotation, cellular component: nucleotide-excision repair complex; Cul4A-RING E3 ubiquitin ligase complex. Bases 1 to 1395 code for a protein of 464 amino acids.